CGAUUACUCAGCCCUGCCGUAAACUGAUUCAGUGUCGUGAAAGCAUUUGUUGAUCUAGCUGUACCAUAGAUGUGCACAUAGUUUGUAUGCGUAGAGCUUCUGUUGUAUCAUCUUGUGCGUGUUCCUGUUGCUCGUGAGAAAGUUGUUAUAACUAAGAGAAUGGGUUUGUAAGUAGUCGGUUGAUGUUUGUCUGAAGAAGAGCCUGUAAGUCUGCAGAGACCAUGUAGUGAUGGACAGAGACGGACUCUCUCUGCUUGUUAGCCCGAGGGACUGUGAUCCACUUGGUUCCGUGACAGAUACCAUCUGUGCCAGAACGAAAGCAAAAUCUGCCACCAGAAUACCUUGAUCGCUUUACACAGCCUGAAAGCUGCUCAUUUAACCAAACAUUUGAACUUGUAGUUAGCUUCGAUCUCUGUUAGCACAUCGUGAAAAAGUACUCUGUUUGUUAGCCUCAACUCGCCCUGGUGUUAGCCGUGAGCAAAGAUAUGCAGUCGUCUUGCUAUGAGUCAAACAAACCAUGGUCUUGUAUAACAAGUGCGUAGCUUAGAUUAACUUUGACAAAUCAAGGCUCGCUGCAGCUUUUUCAUCUGCCAGUAUGGAGGCUGACGACGACGUGCCUCUCAUCCUGACCUGGGAUGAAGCAAACAGCGGUCUGCUCAGUGAGGAGCCGGGGAGAGGAGACGAAAAUGGAGGAGGAGGCAACUACGACAUAGUCAACAAUGCAGUGAUCUCGACACCUGGCCCACCAAACCACAGAGCCCAAAAUGUGUCCUUACGACAAAGCUGGGAGAUGAACUACCAAGAGGCAGCCAUCUACCUUCAGGAAGGAGAGAACAAUGAUAAGUUCUUCACCCAUCCUCGGAACCCAAAGGCGCUGGCCGCGUACCUGUUUGCCCACAACCACCUGUUCUACAUGAUGGAGCUGUUGACAGGCCUGCUGCUGAUGAUGCUGUCUCUGUGUGAAGCUCCUGCUGUUCCCUCUCUGCGCCUGGAUGUCUAUGUCCACGCCACUUUGGAGCUGCUGGCUUUGGUUAUGGUGGCAUUUGAGCUUUGCAUGAAACUGCGCUGGUUAGGCUUCCACACCUUCAUACGACACAAGAGGACCAUGGUUAAGACUUGUGUGUUGCUGCUGCAGUUCGUGGAGGCUAUAGUGGUUCUGAUCAGACAGACGUCGCAUGUGCGGGUGACCAGAGCCCUCAGACCAAUUUUCCUGGUGGACUGUCGAUACUGUGGUGCUGUGCGCAGAAACUUGCGUCAGAUCUUCCAGUCCCUCCCACCUUUUAUUGACAUCCUCCUUCUGCUGCUCUUCUUCAUGGUUAUAUUUGCUAUGUUAGGUUUCUGUCUCUUCUCCACGAACACAUCUGACCCGUACUUCAGAACUCUGGAGAACAGCCUGGUCAGUCUGUUUGUGCUGCUGACCACAGCAAAUUUCCCUGACGUGAUGAUGCCGUCUUACUCGAAGAACCGCUGGUCCUGUGUUUUCUUCAUUGUUUACCUCUCCAUAGAGCUUUAUUUCAUCAUGAACCUGCUGUUAGCCGUGGUGUUUGAUACGUUUAACGAUGUUGAGAAGAUGAAGUUUAAAUCUCUUCUGCUUCACAAGCGCUCAGCGAUUGACCACGCAUUUCAGCUGCUAGUCAGUCGGCAGAGGCCGAUGGGCGUGUCGCUCAAACAGUUUGACGGUUUGAUGCGGUUUUACAGACCGCGGAUGUCUGCACGGGAUCGUUUCCUCACAUAUAAAGCUCUGAACACCUCGGGGGCUCCCAUGCUCAGUCUACAGGACUUUUAUAAGUUUUAUGAGGUCACUGGCCUCAAAUGGAAGGCACGACGCAGUGGAGAGCACUGGUUUGAUGACCUUCCACACACAACCUUCCUCAUUUUCAAAGGCAUCAACCUGCUUGUGAAGUCAAAGGGCUUCCAGUAUGCCAUGUGUGUGGUGGUGGCCAUCAACGGUGUGUGGAUCCUUGUGGAGACGUACACUCUGAAUAGUGGAUUUUCCUGGUCUCUAUUCGUCCCCUGGAGUUACAUUGUUUUCCUGACCAUUUAUGGUGUAGAGGUGUUAUUGAAAAUUUCCGGUUUGGGCCCGAUGGCUUAUUUCAGCUCUGGGUGGAAUCUGUUUGACUUCUUUGUGACUGUGUUUGCAUUCCUGGGCCUGAUUGCUCUUGCCUUCGAUAUGGAGCCUUUUUACUUCAUUGUAGUUCUCAGACCACUCCAGCUGCUGCGGUUGUUUAAGAUAAAGCAGAGGUAUCGUAACGUGUUGGACACCAUGUUUGAGCUUUUCCCCAGGAUGGCAAGUCUGGGUCUGACUCUGAUCAUCUUCUACUACUCCUUUGCCAUCGUGGGGAUGGAGUUCUUUGCUGACGUGGUUUAUCCAAACUGCUGCAACACCAGCACAGUGGCAGACUCCUACAGACUGAUCAACAACACAGUUGGCAACAAAACAGUGUUGGAAGAGGGCUACUAUUAUCUAAACAACUUCAACAACAUUCUUAGCAGCUUCGUGACUCUGUUUGAGCUGACUGUGGUCAACAACUGGUACAUCACCAUGGAAGGAGUCACUUCUAUGACGAGCCACUGGAGCCGGCUGUACUUCAUGACUUUCUACAUCGUUACCAUGGUGGUGAUGACCAUUAUUGUGGCCUUCAUUUUGGAUGCGUUUGUGUUCCGCAUGAACUACAGCCGCAAGAACAGAGAACCAGUGGAGAACCCAGAGGAUGAGAAUGGGAUUGUGUUCGAGGUUGAGGUGAGUCGUGAUGAAUCUCUGGCCACUCUGGAGCUGUACAAACAGAUCUGCUCUGGACUGUCCUCCCUCAGCUCUCUUCAGGGAGUCCUACAAGCCAUGGACAGGAGCGGGCACACUUCUCUGGUGUACCUUGGCCGCAGGUCAAGAACAAAGAGUGACCUCAGUAUGAAGAUGUACGAGGAGGAGAUACAGGAGUGGUAUGCAGAGUACUCGAGGGAAAACCUGCCUCAGACAGACCAAAGCCUAGAACAGGAGCUGGACAGUCCCAUCUCUGACCUGUCUUCCUUCCCUGAGCUUCAGCUCAACUCACAGACUGGACCUCACAGCAUCAACUAACUCCCAGCAACACAUACACACCACAGUAUCGGUGUUAUAAUAAUGCUACAAAACCAGAAGCUCUCCACCUCUUCCCAUGUUCUCAUUUUUUUUACCACAGCUGGAGAAAAAUGCUGGACCUUUUGAACUCAUGUAAGAUUGAGAUGAAUUAAAGGAGCCUGGAGCCAUCAGUUCAGACUGACAGACAGACUUCACUGUGUGUUGAUGGACCAGUGAAGUGGGAAUGAUGCCCUCUGUUGGCCUUUUUGAAGACUGCAGGAAACCCGGGCAGGGAGCCUGAGCUAUUACAGUAUGUUGUGUACGUAUGCCGCUGAAGGCCUCCUAUUAAUCAUCAUAGAACUGUAACCUGAUGCCUUAGAUCAGUGGCUCAUACAAAUGGUAUUAACUUCUACUAUAACAUAAAGACCAAAAUUCAAACCAUCACACUCCUUUUAGCUCUGCCCCGACAGUACCACUCCAAUGUUUCUCCUAACUCAUGUCUCCAAAAACUUUCAAGUGUUUUACUUUUUUAUAACUUCAUAUUCUGUAAUGUAUUUUAGUUAGUUGAUAAGAAAUUUUAUUAAACUGUUAAAAUUUU
Molecule: messenger RNA, 3653 nt
Organism: Notolabrus celidotus (New Zealand spotty)
Lineage: Eukaryota; Metazoa; Chordata; Actinopteri; Labriformes; Labridae
Gene: tpcn1
Product: two pore segment channel 1
Exons: 26
Coding region: 596-3076 (826 amino acids)
Biological process (GO): transmembrane transport; monoatomic ion transport
Cellular component (GO): endosome membrane; lysosomal membrane
Molecular function (GO): monoatomic ion channel activity; voltage-gated channel activity
Source: RefSeq, a predicted model, not a curated record